AUGGUAGUGCGUUCAAGCAUAAAAGUUUCUGAGUGUCCAAACAUUACCCAGCCGGUGGUGCCGCAUCGCUACUGCAGUCGACCACGACUUGGUGCCUACACGAGUAGUGUCAGCGGUGGUUUAAGUCGCGGCGUUCUUCGCAACUGGCCGAACUGCAGUAACUUUAAUGAGAGUCCUCCAGUAAAAGUAGCGGACGAGCAGCUGUCACGUCAGCGCUCUGUCACCUGCAAACCAAAGCCAGGCUCCUCCGCGGGGCACAGUUCCAUCUUUAACGAUCCUGGGGAAUGGUACAGUCACAUACCAGCUGUUGAUCCUCUCCUUCCCCUGCGUCCAGACUUUGUCAUUAGCAUCGAGGUCUACUGCCUGCAGGCGGGUAGCAGUGGAGGCGUUGGCAGUGGCGGUACCUCAACGGAUAGUUACCAGUGUUUAGGUCUGCAGACAUCGAAGAAGAAGAAGUACAACGUUCCACAAGCAAAGGAGGAUAUUGAUCUGUCUGCUGAUAAGAUUACUCUUAUUGGAAGUACCCCAAUGCCGACGAAAUCAAAGGCAUUUGAACUACCGCCAGACUGUUUUGCCGAGAUCACUAAAGAGAAUCUGAUCAUCUUGGGUGACAUGAAUGCAGACUGCGGUUACCUCUCCAAAUGGGUUCGAGGUGAACUGCUUUUGACAGCCGACUGCCGGUACAAAUGGCUCAUUAGAGAUGAAAUGGACACGACUGUAGCCAACAAUGUCCCAGGGAGUUCGGCGCAUGGUGCUCAGAUAAAAGACUCCAAUCAGAAAAUGAGUCGGUAUGACAUAUAG
Echinococcus granulosus is the source of this 801-nucleotide messenger RNA. Its product is annotated as deoxyribonuclease 1 related. Lineage: Eukaryota; Metazoa; Platyhelminthes; Cestoda; Cyclophyllidea; Taeniidae. Bases 1 to 801 code for a protein of 266 amino acids. The transcript is spliced from 8 exons. The record is from RefSeq and is a predicted model, not a curated record.